Messenger RNA from Wasmannia auropunctata (little fire ant), 1062 nucleotides. It is a transcript of the gene Mic26-27, whose product is annotated as MICOS complex subunit MIC27. NCBI's taxonomy places the organism in Eukaryota, Metazoa, Arthropoda, Insecta, Hymenoptera, Formicidae. Gene Ontology annotation, cellular component: MICOS complex. The record is from RefSeq and is a predicted model, not a curated record. The coding region runs from base 204 to 965 and encodes 253 amino acids. The transcript is spliced from 6 exons. Gene Ontology annotation, biological process: cristae formation.
CGUCUCCUCAAAAUAUGGCUUUGGUAGGGUUAGGGUAUUACGUGGUUUUGCGUCUUCUGCUAAUCGGAUCGGUUGACAAGAUUUUGUAAAAGUUUUAGAACAGUUUAUACGAUUAGUUCACAUUAAUGCGCCACAACAGACGUAAUUUGUAUAUCAAAUUUUCACAUAAUUUACAAUAAGUUUUCGUGAGAGGCGUGAGAACAAUGUUUUUCAAGAAGAUCUUGAUGCCCUGCGGGCUAUGCGCGGUGCCCGUGAUAAAACCAGCAGCAAGUCAGUCGGACGACGGGAUGCCUAGCAAGCCAGGAGUCAAGAGGCUGGUUCGACCAUCCGAACUGCCUAUCUAUUCCCUUGACGAUUACUCUGAGCAGACCUCAUGCACGCGGUGUCCACCUUCGGCCCUCGAGCAGAACGUAUCCAAAAUUCGCAAGUCGAUUGAAGCAGCCAUGUCGGAGUAUCACCAUUACGCUGACGUUGUCUCGGACACCAUUGACGUCGGUGUCGAACACAGCAGAUCGCUCUUAGACUAUCUGCGUGAGGAAAGUAACGUUAUGCCACGAAUGGGCGCUAUCGCGAUCGGUGGAAUGGCCGGAUUGGUGCUCGGACUUCGAGGACGCAAAUUCAAGCGAUUAAUGUAUUUCAGCGCGGGCGCGCUUGGCAUGGCGGCUAUCUGUUACCCCAAGAAGGCGGAGGAGGGAUUUGAUGUGGUUAAGCAUUACGUGAACGUCGGCUACAAUUUUGUUUACGGUGUCAAACCGGGUGACAAUCGACAGCUGCAAAUCACAUUGCCGGAAAUGCCGAAAAUGCCAACAUCUUUUUCGGAAUUUGUAGAUUUAACGAUUGUCACAGGUUCAGCAGUGGCCACUGCUGUUGGUAGUUUUACGCAGAACGCGUACACAUCUCUAAGCGGUAACAAGGAGCUUAUGCAAAUGUCGAUCAAGAUAGCGAAAAGCCUGUUCGGUCCGUAACAUUUCACAACACCGAAGAAAGGUCUGAACCGAUAGCUGAACCGUCACCCGCGCCUUUGGCAGAUACGAAUACAGGCACUUGAAGAAAUUGAUUUAG